Molecule: messenger RNA, 4797 nt
Organism: Oppiella nova
Lineage: Eukaryota; Metazoa; Arthropoda; Arachnida; Sarcoptiformes; Oppiidae
Source: the annotation of a GenBank genome assembly
AUGACAAUGAAGGGCAAGAAGUGGUCGUCUGAGUGGAGAGGAGGGCAGAGAAGCGAUGCGUCCAUUGAUUUGCUUGAGUUGUCUCAACACCUGAGGAAGGAAUACGUGUUUGUGUCGAACGAGAGGACGAAUCUCCAGAAGCUGAACGAAAAGGUGUUGACGGCGUCUUCGCGAGUGUUCAACGCGUGUUACAUAUCGCGAGAGCAGAGGUCUAACUGCGAGCGCCUCAUAUCCCACGGAAGUACAGAUCUACUCAACUGUUGCAAUGCUUUCAAUCGCUUGGAAUGUCUUCACUUCAUCGACGCCUACAAGAAGUUGUCGGCAAAUGAGCCACAAAUCGCUGAAUUGAUUGCUUUCAUGCGAAAGAGUCCCGAAUUGUUGGCUAAAUGUCUGAUAUGUUUGCAGAAAAUAAGACCCGAAUUAGUGGACAGUAUUUCGCAAAUCGUUUUGUCGAGUCUUUACUCCAAUUGUAUCCUAAAUGAAGACAAAGUGUUUGCUCUGAAGCUAAUGAAACACUUAAUAAGUCUGGAGUUGUCUGUCAUCGCAAACCCGCGACGAGUAUUGCGUUACAGUUGGUGUGCUUUCAGUCAUAUCUAUCGUCUCUUUUGCGAUCAAAUAUUAGACGCGAAGCCAUUUCUAACGGCCGCUCUCUAUGAACCAGUUAUGCAACUGUUGGCCGAAGACGACCUCUUCCUCGAUAUGGAGCCCAAUAGGGCUGCCGUUCGGUUCGCGCCGUCCGAACGGAUCCGCCAUUUCGGCAAAGAAGGCACUCAAUUGUAUUACGAAAAUCUGCAGAAAUACAGGAUUUGGACGAUCAAUAAAUUAGCGCUUUUUGUCAAUAAGUUUGUCGACGGCAUUCACAACAACAUCUUCUGCUUCCCUCACAGUCUCUCGUGGAUUGUGAGACAUCUCUACUCAACGAUAGUCGAGAACAAGAACAUUGAAGUUCGAGAGGUCGGCGCUAUUUGUACUGACCUUUUGUUUGGAUUUUUCAUAUGUCCAGCCAUUCUAAACCCGGAUCUAUUGGGUAUCACCGACGCUCAUGUCAGUCAUAUCUCACGAUUUAAUUUACAACAAAUCGCACAAAUCAUUCAAAUGCUGGCGCUCUCUAAAUGGGAACAAAUAGACCCCAAAUUGGAUGACCUCUACUCCAAAGUGUCUAAAGAGGGUAUAACUAAACUCUUGGAUCAUAUCCUUGAGAAACGUAACGACGAAUUACCAGAAGAACACAAUAAUCUUCAGUUAGUCAUCCGAUCAUCUGUUCUCAUAUCAGAGGCUGAACUCAAAACUUUUGUUCAAUUCUUGAAUUCAUUGCAAUUCGAAGCCGAAGACGAGAGCAUUAAGAAAAUGAGAGAAAUUCUGGAGAAAAUUCCCGAAAACUUUAUUAUUGAAAGCAUUGAUAAACUGAAUUCGUCCUCAAUCUCGGAAAACUCGCCGCGAAAUCGGAGAAGUAUUUUGAAUCGCGUGACUAAGAGUAAGAAAUCGAGUGAUUCUCAACUGAGCACAAGUGCGAGUGACCCUGGUCACAAUCAAAGCAAACUGAAUGACGCACAGAAUAUGGAUGUGUUAGUGAUUGCCAUCGGAAGCGGUCGCGAGUGUCCGGGAAUGUUGUCCGAAGACAAGGUCUUAAAAGCCGAACAACAAAAGAGGUCCACAAAAGUGAGACUUAAUUUAGACUUAUUGUUGACUCAAAACAUUGAGGAAACCGAGAGUGUUGUCAGUGCUGUCAGUGGCAGUGAAAAGAGAACUCGAUUUUCAUUAUCUCAAGACCAGGAAUCUAUUGGCACGAGUGAUAACUUAGAGGCCAUCUCUGAAGCGGCGUCUAAUCAUUCGGUGGAAUCGUCUUUGGAUUUAGAGAAUGAAAACGACAACAUGUCUGACAUGGUGUCUGCGAAUGUGAGCAGUGGUAGGGGAACGCCUAAUGUCAGCGGUAGAGACACUCCAUCCUCUCAUUCACCAAAUCAGUCGAGUGCUUCAUCUGACGAAGAGGUGGAAGACGAGCCAAUGGCCGAUGCAGUGGAAGAGCCGGUCAAUAUGGAAGUUCCUUUGCCGCCAUCGGAGUCCGGUUCGAGACGAUUGCACGCCAUUCCUAUAACACAACCCAAUCGUCGCAACAAUAGGGGUGAUAUCGAGGAUAAGUUCGGCAAAUUCGACAUUAAGCCGAUCGCAGCGGUCGAUGAGACGAAGUCGUUGCUAAGCGACACGUGGAGUACAGAUGUGUUGGGAAGUGAUUGUGAGGCCUUCGAGCAAAUGGAGAACAUUUCCAAUUUGCAGACUUCAGGCAUGAAUUUGCUGGCAUUUGGAGGCCAUCAGUCCCAAGCGUUUCAAUCAAUACUGGAUUCGUCGGAAACCGCGAGUCAGAGCGACGCAUGGAGUACAGAUGUGUUGACAUCCGAUACGGAGAGAUUACAAGAGUUUGAUCCCGAAGACAGUGUUAGUGUGACUCGAUCUGAGCCGGAAGAGGAGAAUUUGAACACAAUUUAUGAAUACAAUAAUAUGAUGGAAAGCCCAAAGAGCGGAACUCUCAAACCACGGAAUAUCAAAAUGGGCUCCAAUUCUUCGAAUUUCUCACAAGAAGGCAGUGAAACGAAUCCCAACUCAACGUUAGUUCGCUCCAAGAGUUCGGUCGCCAACUCUAAUAUUAAUUCUUUAAAACUCAUGAAUUUAAGCAAAAGUGAGAGCGAGAGACAGCUCUCUUUUGGUGAAACCGGUUUCAGUGAAAGUAGCGAUCAUUUCGUGGAUGGUUUUGCGAUGUCUUUAUCGCCGACAUUAUUGACACAUAAUAUGCAAUCACUCGGAAGGUUGAGCUUUGAUGUGCGAAAGUUCGACGAAGACCUCUCUGUUCGGUCUCUAAUUCACGACAACUUCUCUGCAAGUGUUAAGCCUAACGGUCAGUCAAACAACGGUUUACUCGUCUCUGAACUACUGUCCAUUGAUUUGACUCAAAAGAAAGUGACGAAACAAGCGAAUCCCGAAUUAACCAACAGUUUGAUUGACUUUGAGAUGGAAAUGACUGAUGGAAGUCAGGCGCAGUCCAGUAGUAGUUGUGUUAACAAUGAAUCCAUUGAUUUAAUGACUGAAAUGCAAACCGAAGAACCAAUGAAUUCAGUGAUUGAAUCAAAUGAAUCCCAAAUAAGCUCUUCCAAUGCAAUCACUGACAUUGAGAUUAACAAAAGUACUGUAAAUAAUAGUUGCAAACAAAGGGCUAUACAGGAAUCAACCGGUGCGAUACCAAAGAUCCCAAAACCCAUUAUCAAUCUCAACACUCGUCUCCAUCAGUAUGGCUCUAACGAUGACGACAUUGUCCGCCACUCAUCCAAUAGAAAGGGUUUCUUCAAACUAUCAAACUUUAAGUCGACGUUUAAGGAGAAAAUGCGGUCUUUGAAGGACAGGAAGGGCUCUUCAAACGACGACUCAUAUGAUUUCGAGUCCUCGCGAACUAAUCGAUCAAAUCUCGAUUCCAAUGAUUCCAGAAAUGAGUCUUCAGAUGAGAUUUUAGCUAAAUAUCGGGCAAAGGGUUCCCAAUUGAACACAAGUACUGAUGAGAUUACACUGAAAGCCAAUUCUGAUUCUAUGAAUGAUGAGGAGAAAAGUGAAUCAUUGGAUGAAUCAGAGGUUCUGGAGAUCACUAAAAGGAAAUUGAGACGAGUGUUGAGUUGUAUUGAUUUGAUUACAAUUCCCGCUAUUAUGAACGAAACGGAUACUAAUAAUAGUAAAACUAAAAUCAAUGAAAUAGUUCACAUUUUAAAGUUACUUUUGGCGGAUGCGAUCAAUCUUCGAAAUACAAGUCAUUCGGUUUUAUUACACGAAACCCUCCGAAGUAUCGAAUCGUUGGAUGAAAACUCAUUCCAGAAGUUGUUUUGGUCUCUAAGAGAGGACUAUAAGAAGAGGAGUGUUUACAUGGCAUACCUGACCCGUUGUAGACAACAGCUAUUGUCAGCGUUGGCCUACUUUGAGAGUAUUGUGCAGCACAUCGAACGCGAGAAAAGCAUUUGUUCUCAUAAUUUGAUUUCCAUUUCUGUGAAACAAUUCCUCGAACGCAAGGAGAGAAGCGUUCAGUUAUUCAUUAAGAAGUUUCAGUCGUUAAUAGCGGCCGACGAAAAGACCCAAUUGGUCGACAAAUUUAUGGCUUUCCUGGAGAGCACUCUCAACAGUGACAGUCAGUGGCAGUCGGCUAAUGAGGAACAGAUAGAAAUGGCUAAACAGCUGAUCGAAAGGCAUGUCAUGAGUCAGAUAUACAUUCACGCACUCUAUCCUAAUGGCGAUGGAGAUGUAUUACGCGAUCAAAUCCUCUACAAACACAUCCAAACCCUGUCCGCAACCAUUACACCGAAUCACAGAGAUUUGGGAAUUCCUAAAGUGUAUCACUCGGAGAAUCCCUGGCCUUCAGCCCAGUACGAGAUCCUAGCGAUUGGCGCACAUAAGACACCGCGAGAUAAAGUGCGGUGUGUUGUCAAGUGCUGCACCAAUAUUAUGUAUCUGUUGAGUCUCGCCACCGAUCGGUCGGUUCCCGCAGCCGAUGAUCUCAUGCCUGUCCUCGUCUUCGUUCUGAUUAAAGCCAAUCCGCCGUCACUUCUAUCGACCGUUCAAUAUGUGAACAGUUUCUAUGAGAAGCACUUCGAAGGAGAGGAAGCCUACUGGUGGACACAAUUCUGUUCAGCCAUUGAAUUCAUUAAAACUAUGGACUAAUCCAUCCAUUAGUUGAAUAUUUUAUUGCAAACAAAUUAAUAGAAUUAACAAAAAUAUAUAUAAUUUUUAUGGAAACAAAUCAUUCAUUAUUUAAAUUAAUUAUUUAUC